This is a messenger RNA of Pelobates cultripes (western spadefoot toad), 243 nucleotides long. The record is from the annotation of a GenBank genome assembly. Lineage: Eukaryota; Metazoa; Chordata; Amphibia; Anura; Pelobatidae.
AUGAAGAGAUUUACACUACCUCUUAUCUCCUCCAAAAGGAAAAAAAAGGCGGAUUGCCUGCCCCGAGGGGAGUGCUCCUUCAACCCUAAACAAUGGCAAAGAUACAACAACAAGCAUUUAUGCUCCAGCGAGGAUAUGGGGGGGGGAGGGGGAAAGGAUAGAGGUGGAGCAUAUAAUCCAAAUCAGUCUCAGGUUAUCCUAAUACAAAGGAACCUUAUUAAACAGAAAAUAAAGCAUCAAAAG